Cooperia oncophora is the source of this 789-nucleotide messenger RNA. The record is from the annotation of a GenBank genome assembly. Lineage: Eukaryota; Metazoa; Nematoda; Chromadorea; Rhabditida; Trichostrongylidae.
AUGCCAAAACUGCCUGGAGCUCUAACCCUAGAGGUGAGCAGUGGCUCUCAUCACUUGGAGUCGGUGCCCUGCUCUUGCCCGUUGGCCCAUGCUAGAGGUAGGGUGAAACCACGUGAACUGGCUUAUAGCGCCGAGGAUCUGGAACAAGCGAAGAGAGUCGCAGAGAAUGGUGAACAACCAGAAGAACUAGUUCCGAUUCGUUUGGAUAUGGAAUUGGAUGGCGUGAAACUUCGUGACACAUUCUGUUAUAACAAGAAUGAGAAACUGAUUACUCCUGAUUUGAUUGCCGAAAUGAUGUGUGAAGACCUCGACUUGCCAACGAGCACCUUUCAACCAGCGAUUGCAUCAGCAAUAUAUCAGCAGCUGGAAGCAGCUGCUGAAGCACCACCUCUAGAUCCAAACGUGACUGAUCAGCGAGCGAUCAUGAAACUGAAUAUCAAUGUUGGGAAUCAGAGUCUUGUCGAUCAGUUCGAAUGGGAUAUGUCUGAUCCGAACAAUAGCCCUGAACAGUUUGCGCGAAGUCUCUGCGCUGAACUUGGGCUUGGAGGCGAGUUCACUUCUGCCAUUGCCUACUCGAUCCGUGGACAGUUACAAUGGAAUCAAAGGACGUAUGCGUUUUCGGAGAGCCCACAACCAACAGUCGAAUGCACUUUUAGGAACCCAUCUGAAUCCGAGGCUUGGGGUCCAUUCCUGGAGACACUCACGGAUGCCGAAAUUGAGAAGAAAAUGCGUGAUCAGGAUCGAAAUACACGGCGCAUGAGACGUCUUAACAAUGUCGGAAGCACUUGA